This is a messenger RNA of Mobula hypostoma (lesser devil ray), 1311 nucleotides long. It is a transcript of the gene mzt1, whose product is annotated as mitotic spindle organizing protein 1. The record is from RefSeq and is a predicted model, not a curated record. The coding region runs from base 102 to 317 and encodes 71 amino acids. Gene Ontology annotation, biological process: mitotic spindle assembly; gamma-tubulin complex localization; microtubule nucleation by interphase microtubule organizing center. The transcript is spliced from 3 exons. Gene Ontology annotation, cellular component: interphase microtubule organizing center; gamma-tubulin ring complex; spindle. NCBI's taxonomy places the organism in Eukaryota, Metazoa, Chordata, Chondrichthyes, Myliobatiformes, Myliobatidae.
GAAAUUUUCGGCUGAGAAUGUUCUAUCAAAGUGGCUAGAGUGAAUUUUUAAAUGUUAUUGAGGGGGCCUGUUAGGUGCGCUUCCGGGUGAAAGGUGAAGCAAUGGCGGGUGCGGCGAAUCUGAACGCGGUGCGGGAGACGAUGGACGUUCUCCUUGAAAUUUCAAGAUUGCUGAAUACUGGUCUUGACAUGGAGUCCCUCUCAAUCUGUGUCCGUCUUUGUGAACAGGGAAUCAAUCCUGAAGCCUUGGCCUCAGUUAUUAAGGAACUGCGCAAGGCCACUGAAUCACUUAAAAUUACAGAGAAUAUGACUGGUUGACAUCAUUUUUGUGAUGGAGCUCUCAGCUUGGUGCCUACGCGAGGUCACACAGAAGUCAUUGUGAUGAAAGAUUGUACAAAGUUGGCAAAAGCAUAAUUUUAUAAGAUAAGAGAUGAUCACAGCAGGUUAAAUUAUGUAAACUGGAGUAAUCUGUUGUUGACAUGCAAAUAUUUGUCAACUACAAUGAAUUUGUUAAAUUCUGUUUAAAAUGUAUUGCUUCAAUGGAUUUUUUUUGGAAAUUUGUGUUUUUGAAAAAAAUAAGAAUGGUCUUUCAAGCACUAACCUCUUGCAGAGGGUGUUACUAAAACUGAUACAAUGCAUUUUAACUUUCAUUACUUGUCUGGAAAUGCUUGUUUGCAUUUGACCUUAACUCUGAUACUGUAAUUGUUCUGUGUGUGUGUGUGUAGCUUUUUUGCCUUAUAAAACUAAAAAAAAAUUUCUAUUCAAGGCAUGUCAUGACAGUACAAAUACAGAUUAUACUGAAGCUCGUCCUUUAUGAGAUUUUUUAUUGUACUAGGCAUCAGCUAAAUCAUAAUUGGAAUGCAAGUAUGGUAUAUUUACAAAGAAAAGUGAUUUAUUGUUGUCUUUCCCUUCAGAAUUAUAAACAGUGCUGUCGCAGUCUGCUGAUAAUAAGCAAUUCUAAAAUUAAACCUAAUGAUUUGUGCUAUUCUGAAAUGAUAGUUGGUAAUGCAAUGAUUUACAAUUUCUGAAUUAUUUUUAUUAAGUGGUAUGGCAUUUUAUUAAAAGUUUCAGUAUAUCAACAUGUAGUUUUGUCCCUAAACAAAUUAAUCAGCAUGUUAAAGUUUGUGCAUGUUAGAUAUUUUAAGUAUUAUCUGUGCAUAGAUACCCAACCUAUCCAUAAAUUUUGUUUCAAUUUUUCUAAUAAUUGAAGCACUUUUGUUCUUACAAAAUACAGUACAAGCCAUGUGUUUUAAUAACACAGGUAAAUGUUACAGUAGCUAUUGAAAAUGCACACCAUAUAUAAAUAAAUAUU